AAGAAAUCUCACUGCUGCUCUGACUGUGGGAAAAGAUUCAACUACUCAUCACACCUUAAAAUACAUCAAAGAAUUCACACUGGAGAGAAACCUUAUAGCUGUGAUCAAUGUGGGAAGAGUUUUACUACAUCUAGCAAUCUAACUGAACACCAGAGAAUUCACACAGGAGAGAAACCUUACGGCUGUGAUCAAUGUGGGAAGAGAUUUAUUCUGCUACAAACCCUGAAAUCGCACCAGAGAAUACACACGGGAGAGAAACCUUUUGGCUGUUAUCAAUGUGGGACGAGUUUUUCUCACUUAAGCAGCCUGAUAGGACACCAGCGGGGACACACAGGAGAGAAACCUUAUAGCUGUGAUCAAUGUGGGAAGAGUUUUACUACAUCUAGCAAUCUAACUAUACACCAGAGAAUUCACACAGGAGAGAAACCUUAUAGCUGUGAUAGAUGUGGGAAGAGUUUUACUAUAUCUAGCUCUCUGACUAUACACCAGAGAACACACACAGGAGAGAAACCUUAUAGCUGUGAUCAAUGUGGGAAGAGAUUUAUUCUGCUACAAACCCUGAAAUCACACCAAAGAAUACACACUGGAGAGAAACCUUUUGGCUGUUAUCAAUGUGGGACGAGUUUUUCUCACUUAAGCAGCCUGAUAGGACACCAGCGGGGACACACAGGAGAGAAACCUUAUAGCUGUGAUCAAUGUGGGAAGAGAUGUACUACAUCUGGCAAUCUAACUAUACACCAGAGAAUUCACACAGGAGAGAAAGCGUAUGGCUGUGAUCAAUGUGGGAAGAGUUUUACUACAUCUAGCAAUCUAACUGAACACCAGAGAACACACACAGGAGAGAAACCUUAUGGCUGUGAUCAAUGUGGGAAAAGUUUUACUACAUCUAGCAAUCUGACUAGACACCAGCAAGUACACACAGGAGUGAAACCUCAUAGCUGUGAUCAAUGUGGGAAGAGUUUUAUUAGAUCUAGCCAGCUGACAGUACACCAGAGAACACACACAGGAGUGAAAUCUAAUAGCUGUGAUAUAUGUGGGAAGAGAUACUCUGAU
Molecule: messenger RNA, 1053 nt
Organism: Salvelinus namaycush (lake trout)
Lineage: Eukaryota; Metazoa; Chordata; Actinopteri; Salmoniformes; Salmonidae
Product: zinc finger protein 2 homolog
Exons: 1
Biological process (GO): regulation of transcription by RNA polymerase II
Molecular function (GO): DNA-binding transcription factor activity, RNA polymerase II-specific; RNA polymerase II cis-regulatory region sequence-specific DNA binding
Source: RefSeq, a predicted model, not a curated record